ACAACUUCAAUCGGUGUGUGUGUGUGUUGUUAUUUAUUGUGCUCUGCUGUCUGCUGUUUUAGGUUAAAGAAUUUUUAGUGUUAGUUAAGUAAGGAAUCAUUUGCUUAAGACAUUUAAGAUUUAGUGACAACCUAGAUAAAUAAAACCCAGACGUCUAUUUGCUAUACAUAAUGAAUUUCUAUCAUCCUAUCAACAUAAUUUUGACUGCCGAAAGAGUGCUGGUUCGCAAAUCACCGCUAAGUCAGCUUCAGCUUUCACGAGUUCUGAUUGGUAGAACAAAUGUGUGUACAGCGCAUAAGAGAUUGCUCUACCUUUCUCCCAACAAUGGCAGUGUUGUCCCUGGAAAGCUAUUGCAAGUCGAAGACGGAAUUUUCAAGAAAAUUUUGAAAAAGAUAAAAUUUCUUAUGCUUGAUAAUGCAAAACUAUCAGCACUUGGCUAUUUCCUGUACGAGACCAUCGCAGAUAAAAUCGACUACUUAUCAUUUUUCAAUGAGAUGUCGAUGCCGGACACAUUCAACUCGUGGUUCCUGGUGACGGAGCUGCAUGUGUGGAUGUUGAUGGCCAAGGCGAUGGAGUACGGUCCGGACGGUAGAGUGAUUCGCAACAAGAUUGUGGAAGCCAUGUGGAACGAUGUCAACGACAAGGCAAAGAAACUUGGGCCUGAAAACUUGUCUGCGGCGAGAGAACAAACAAGGUUGCUCGGGGAUCAGUUCCAAGCUGCGAUUCUGGCGUACGAUGAAGGGAUUCUAACUGACGACAGAGUGCUGGCCUCCGCGCUCUGGAGGAGGUUUUUUGAAAAGGAAUGCAAAAACGCAAGGACUUUGGAAAUCAUGGUCAGAUAUGUUAGACUACAGAUGGAGAGUUUGGAUAAUUUAUCAGAAGACGACUUCAAGAAACAUAAAAUAGAAUGGGUACCAUUUGACAAAACAUGAAUUUUAUAUUGAAUCUAGUCUAAAUGUUUUGUUUUUGUUAUGUACAGCUUGUAACAUACUUGUAAAAGUUAGUAAAACAUUAGCAAUCAACCAGUAUUAAUUGGA
This is a messenger RNA of Macrosteles quadrilineatus (aster leafhopper), 1037 nucleotides long. RefSeq names its product ubiquinol-cytochrome-c reductase complex assembly factor 1 (gene Uqcc1). The transcript has 6 exons. Gene Ontology annotation, biological process: mitochondrial respiratory chain complex III assembly. Lineage: Eukaryota; Metazoa; Arthropoda; Insecta; Hemiptera; Cicadellidae. Gene Ontology annotation, cellular component: mitochondrion. The record is from RefSeq and is a predicted model, not a curated record. Bases 171 to 932 code for a protein of 253 amino acids.